ACAUGACGCUAGCUCGGCGCUUGCGCGACGCGCUCGGGAGCCAAAUGCCGGGCGCGGACAGCCGCAGCACGCCGUGCGGCAGCCCCCCGGACCGCCGCCGCGCGCGGAAGCGGCAAGAGGGCAGCCGGACCAUGGUUGUAUGGGCCCGAACCCUCCUGCUGCUCGCCGUGAGCGCCGCAGCAGAGGACCCCCACCUCGCCCGCCUGCGGCAGGCGGCCCAGCUCCAGAACGACGGCCGCCUUGCCGAAGCCGUCCCCAUCUACGAGGACGUGCUGCGGCAAGUUCCGAACCAUCCCGACGCCCUCCAUUUGUCGGGCCUCGCGGCUUUGGCGGCCGGCGACGCCGUGAAGGCGAAGGAGUUGGUAGAACGGGCGUCUUCCUUGAGACCGAACGACCCGACCAUGCUGUCGAACCUGGGGGAAGUGUAUCGGAGUAUUGGCGACGCCCAGACGGGCGUGGCCUUGCUGAGGAGAGCAGUCGCGAUUGCCCCGCAAGACCUCGGUGUCAAGCGCAACUUAAUUGCCGUGUUGUGGGACGCGCAGCUCUACGCGGAGUUCUGCCAGGCGUCCAGAGAAUUAUUAGAACAGAUUGGGGUUUCGCUCGACUCCCCACAACGAGCGGCCGACCCGAACUUCCACUUCGUCGAGCGACGAGCCCGCUUCGACGUCGCCGACUCGGCCCAGCGCCACCGCUGCCAUGGGGCGAGUGAUGAUGAUGCGUUUCGGUGGUUCGAGUAUGCUCUAAAAGCCUACCCCGAGGACGCGCGGCUCUGGAUCGGUGCUGGGGUGGCCGCCCACGCCAAGGGUUUGCUGGACGUGGCCGCGGAGAGAUAUGAAAGAGCCUAUACCCUGGCGGCGAGCGACACGACUCUGGCGGAGGAUCAACGCCACGCGUUCGUCCUCCAAGCGAGAGUGAAUAGAGCGGCCAUCGACCACGAGCGGGGCCUGUCGGAACUAGCGAUCGAGGGCUACGAGGCCGUCUUGAGGUUGGAACCGGAGCACGCGCAAGCCUUGAACAAUUUGGGAGCUGCUCUGGUCACCGUAGGAAGACACGACGACGCCGUGAAGGUGCUGGAAAAGUGCCUGGAGGUCGAGCCGGGCCAGGUCCAGGCGCUGACGAAUUUAGCGGCCCAUUGGGCGAACGAAGGCUACUUAGAAAGAGCCUCACUGUUAAACAACCGAGCCAUCAAGCUCUACCUGCAGCGAGACCCGCGGCGGGCCGCGGGGCUGUUUGCGCGCGAGGCCUUCGCCAUCCGGCCCAUCGUGGAAGACGCUGCCGCGAUGUACGCCGCACGCUUAGACUUUGCGAGGCGCGUUGCAUCUCUAGAGUGGCUCCUACAAAGAAGGACCUUAAUAAUAGACGAUCCGGUGGUGGAGGUCGAGCACGUGCACUUCUACCUCCCGUACCCCGGCUUGGACGAUCGGCCGCUGCAGGAGGCCGUCGCGCGGUGUUACGAGAGGAUGAUCCCGCAGCUCGCGGGACCGGUCCCGGGCCUCUCCCCGGAACCCGUACGAGUGAGACGAGCACGAAUAGGCUUCCUGUCGAAGCUGUUCGCCGAGCACGAGCCGCACGGGCUGUUGUUGGAAGGUGUGGUGCAGCACCUGCCCCGAGAUCGAUUUGUCGUCGUAGUCUUACCGGUGGCCUCGCCGGGGCGAGACGCGGCCUCGGAACUGCUACGAUCGUCAGCUGAUGAGUUAAUAGAGCUCGGCCUGAACAUGCGCGAGAACCGCUUGACAUUAAUCAAGGCGAAGCUGGACGUUUUGGUGUUUGCGGACAUGCUGUCGGAGCCCAUGUCCUACUUUUUGGGGUUCUCGCGCUUCGCCCCCGUCCAGGUCUGUUUUUGGGGCAACCCGCUGACGACCGGUCGUUCUUCCAUAGACUAUUUUGUGUCAGCGGAUCGCAUGGAGCACCCUUACCGAACGUUAGCUGGAGACGAGUGGAGCGAGCAGGUCGUGUUGCUCGAUGGCCAGGGCAUCUGGUACCGGCGACCUUCCAUACCGGAGGGCUUGCCCUAUCCUAAUCGCGAGGCGGCCGUUGCUGCAAGGCAAGCUCUAGGAUUGCCUCAAGGCGACUGGCCGCUGCUACUCUGUCCCCAGUCCGUCUUCAAGCUGCACCCCCACUUCGAUACUGUGGUGCGAAGGAUCCUGGAAGCGACAACUAAUGCAAGGGUCGUCUUCACGGCCGGGCGGAGGCAGGCGUGGACGAAGGUGCUCGUAUCAAGAUUAGAAAAAACUCUGGGCCCCUACAAGUCGCGGUGCGCCUUCGUGCCGCGGCAGAUGCCCGGCGCGGACUAUUAUAAACUGCUCGCUGUUGCUGAUGUUUUACUGCAUCCCUUCCCUUUUGGUGGUAGCCGGACGUCGGCCGACGGGUUGGCGCUGGGCGUGCCCGUCGUCGUGCGGCCGACGACGCAAUUGCGGUGCCGCAUGGCCUACUCCUUCUACGCGAGCAUGGGCCUCACUCAAAAGAACUGGACCCUCGUCGCGUCGACUACGAACGACUACGUUUCUUUCGCCGCGAGGCUCGCGAAUGAUGUCGAGCACCGCAGGACGGUGGCCGCGGCCGUCGCGGCCCGGCAGCACGUCAUCUGGGAGGACCGGAGCGUCGUCCUGGGCUGGGCGCGGUUCUUGGCGCGCGUCUCCGGUCAAAGGCCGGUGGCGCCGGCGGACGUCGGCCUGGAGGGCGACGACUACGAGGCGGAGGACGAGGCACCCGUGGCGCCGGCGGACGUCGGUCUCGUGGAGGAGGACGCCGCGGCGAUCGCGGCGCACGAGCGCCUUGACCGGCUGUACCGGGACGACACAAUUAUUGAGGAGAAGCGGCGCGCCCUGCAACCACAAAAACCGAUCCCAGACGUGCCAAGGGAGCGCUCGGACCAGCCGCGGCCGCCCGAGGCCCUCGAGGCCGCGCGGCUCUACGAGCAAGGUGACAUCCGAGGCGCGGCCAGGCAGCUCGAGAUGUUGAUAAAAAGGUGCUAUCCCCAGGGCGGCGCCGACUGCCCCGACGAGGCGAAGGUGCGGAGCGACCUCGGCGCCCAGUACCACCAGUCGGACCGCUGGGAGGAGGCCGUCGUGCAGCUGGAGCGGGCUGUUGAGUUGGAGCCGACGAACGGCGUCGCGCUGAACAACCUGGCCGUGACCCUCAAUACCUUGGGACGGGCGGACGAGGCCGAUGAUGUGUAUGAGCGGGCGCUCCGGGCCGUGAAGGCGCGCAUGGCCCCGUCGCUAUUCCGAGUCGAAUCUUAUGUGUGGGACCGCCUGCCGGACGCGCGGGUGCCUUUCUGAGGGCGCGGCCCCGCGUCCCGGAAGCAGCGCCCCGUCCGCCGCGGGCUCGCCUGAGAGCGCGUCGGCGACGCGCCGGCCCCGGGCGCAGGUCGGCCACCGGAUUUGAAGAGAAGCUCCUCGGCGUCCUGUCGGACAAGGACUCCUGGGACUACGCCACGGCGCUGUUUAACAGCGCGAACCAGCUCCGCGACCGGGGCGAUUAUGAAGGGGCCGCAUCAAAAAUCCGCCGGGGCCUCAAGGAGGUUAUAGAAGGAGACGCCCUGCUCGCGCUCGUGCGGGCCGAGAACCAUCGUUCAAGAGACGACGCGCGGCUGGCGUCCCUCCGCCAGCUGGGCAUCGCCACGAACUCGCUCGCGGUCCUCGACGACUACCUGCGGAACGCGUCCGAGAACUGGUACUCUUCCCAAGCGUUCCCGCCGCCCUACAGUUUGUUGGGGAGGGACGAGGGGCCGCCGUCGGACGAGGAACUGGCGCCGCUGGGCGGCGAGGCGACGGGCUUCGAGCUCAUCACGCAGGUCUACGAGCCGGCCGAUCAAGUACGGCGCAUGGAGGUCGCGUUCGCGUUGGCGAAGAACCUGCGCAAUGCGAGGAUACGCAAGGUCCACGUGCUGGCCGAGAACGGGCGCGACGGGCGCUUCGCGUCUACGGUAGCGGCGCUCGUCGGCGCGACGCACGUCCACGUGCAAAUACUCGGGCGGCGGCUGCGGUUCUCGGACGCGGAGGGCUACGCGGCGGCGUCGCUGCCGCGCCGGGCCGUCAUCCUCAGCAACGCCGACGUUUUUUUUGAUGAAGACAGUUUGCGGCGGCUCGGCGACGCGAGGACGCUCGACCUCGACCGGCGCGUCCUCGCUUUGCUUAGAUGGGAGUGGACUUGCGGGUUCGACGUGGAAGGCAUGGACCUGAAGACGCUCGUCGCGGCGGCGGCGGCAACGGACGCUAUCGAGGAGCGGUGCCUGCGGCUCCGCGCGCGCGCUGACUCUCAGGACGCCUGGAUCUUCCGCGCGCCGGUGCCGCCCCUGGCGACUUUCGACACGGAGUUGGGAAGGGCGAAGUGCGACAACCGCGUCGCGUUCGUCCUCGGGGCGGCGGGCUACGACGUCGCAAACCCGGCCUUCGCGCUGCGGCCGCGCCACGUCCAGCGCGUCCUCUUCGCCAACGGCACGGCGCCCCCCCCGAAGGCGGCGCGGAGCUACACGUCGCCGGACGAGGCGCGAGGUGCGACGCGCUACGUGCCGCUCGCGGACCAGUGGGUCUUCUAAGUUUUGUCUGUUGUUCGA
Messenger RNA from Pelagomonas calceolata, 4558 nucleotides. NCBI's taxonomy places the organism in Eukaryota, Pelagophyceae, Pelagomonadales, Pelagomonadaceae. The record is from the annotation of a GenBank genome assembly.